Molecule: messenger RNA, 1170 nt
Organism: Aspergillus versicolor CBS 583.65
Lineage: Eukaryota; Fungi; Ascomycota; Eurotiomycetes; Eurotiales; Aspergillaceae
Product: NAD(P)/FAD-dependent oxidoreductase
Exons: 1
Coding region: 1-1170 (389 amino acids)
Cellular component (GO): cytoplasm
Molecular function (GO): electron-transferring-flavoprotein dehydrogenase activity; flavin adenine dinucleotide binding
Source: RefSeq, a predicted model, not a curated record
AUGUCGAAACCCGUCUCGGUCCUAGUUAUUGGCGGCUCCCAUGCAGGCCUCGCAGUGAGCCAGAAGCUGCUCCGACAGACCGCGCGCGUCGCAGUCACCCUCAUCAACCCGUCCGAGCAAUACUACUUCAACAUCGCCGCGCCCCGGUUCCUCGUCAAGCCCGAGAGCCUCCCACCGAGCAAAUACUUGUACUCCAUUCCGGACGCGUUCCGCGAGUACCGCGCGGAAGCUUUCACUUUUGUCAAGGGACUCGUUACCAAGAUCGACUACGAGACAAAAUCUGUGCUCGUCGCCUUGACUGCAGACUCCACGGCCGCGGGUGCCGCCUCUUUUAGUUUCGACUACCUGGUAAUUGCGUCCGGCAGCACGACACCCGCGACGCUCGGACAGAUGGGGGUGAGACUGCCCUUCAAGGCAACGGCCUUUGAGGAUACAACAAGGGCUAUACACGAGGCACAGGAGAAGCUAGGCGCCGCGCGACGGAUCCUUAUUGGGGGCGCGGGACCUCUCGGUGUUGAGCUCGCAGGAGAGCUCGCCGAGGCUCCUGGCCCGAAGAAGGUCACCCUGGUAUCGCGAGGCAGCGUUCUACUAGAUGGGGCAACUGCAGCCGUGCAGAGGAACGCGUUGUCGCUUCUCCGGCGCCGGGAUGUUGAAGUCCUGACCGAGACCACGGUCGUCGACGCAGUAUACGAGGCCCACAACCAGAUCUGGAAAGUGAAGCUGUCCACAGGGCGUACCUAUACCGUCGAUGCAUACGUCGCCACAACGGGUACAAUCCCCAAUAACGCCUUUAUCCCAACGAGCUUUCUGAAUGCUGAGGGCUGGGUGGACGUUAAUGAGGAGCUCCGGGUCCGCGAGAACAACGUCAGCCGCACGGACACGUAUGCCGUUGGCGACAUUACCUGCCAUCCGUACCGGCUGCUCUCGCGGGUUUCUCUGCAGGGAGAGACGGUAGCGUCCAAUAUUGUGGCGGCGAUUGAGAAGAGGGCGCAGGUUGCUACGUAUUCAGCAGAAGCCCAGAGGAAGAUGAUGGUUGUCCCCGUCGGGCAGUCAACGGGUACAGGACAUGUCGGUGGUUGGACGCUUUUUGGAGUCCUGGUUUGGUUUUUCAAGGGUAAGGAUUUUUUGACGUACGAGGCUCCCAAGUUCUUACGGGGUCAGAUGAGUUGA